AUGGCGAGAAUGCCUGCCAGCGGAGACACAGAGCAGGAGCAGCUGAGCUGCCCCAAAAGAAGCAGGGAGGAGGAGAAUGAGGAGGAGUAUGAAGAUGAGAUCCAGGAGGUCCAGAUCACCGGGGAGGAAGAAGACGAGGAGUUCGAUAGAGAUGGUGUGGAGCUGGACUGGGAGCCAGGGGGGACAGUGCUGGACUCCAGCGGUUCCGCCGCGCAGAUACAGGGGGUCGUUCUCCGGAGUAUGGACCUCGGAAAGGAGGAGGGGGAGGCGGACCCCUUCGGCGGCAGCAUCCCCGCCGGGCUGGAGUGUCACCUGGAGGGAGAGCUGCAGCGGUCAGAGCGGAACAGGCUGAGCGAGAACACACGCCUGGCCACCCGGUACGCGGUGCGGAUCUUCAGGGAGUACCUUAGCGAGAAAGCUCAAAGUCCAGACUUUGAAACUCUGGACAAGGAGGCGCUGUGCGCGGUGCUGCGCUCCUUUUACGCGGAGGCGCGCUCCAAAAGUGGACAGUUGUACAGCAAGUCGUCCCUCAUCAGUAUCCGGAGCUCAUUGAACCGGUACCUGAAUGAGCCACCCUACUGUCGCACGUUGGACCUGACCAAGGACCCGGAGCUGCGAAGCGCCAACCUGACCCUGGCUGCGGUCAUCCGGAGGCUGGAGGAGCAGGGCGCCGGUCCCGUGGUGCAGAAACAAGCCAUCACGCGGUCGGACCUUAGAAAAUUGUACGAGUCAUCCGUGUUCAACACCGACACGCCGUUUGGGUUGCUCAAUAAAGUCUGGUUCGAGACCUGCAUGUAUUUCUGCACCAGGGGCCGAGAGAACCAGCGGGAGCUUGAGGAGGACUCGUUCGGUCUGGCUGUGGAUGAGGAAGGCAGAAAGUUUGUGUAUUUCAAAGCUCUCGGACCGUACCACAAGUCCCGCUCCGCCGCCUGGACCAAGAAGCGUCCGGACGCAGAGGAGGACACCCUGCCGCGGAUGUACGAGACGGGCUCGGAGCAGUGUCCGUACGCCAGCUUCGUCCGGUACGUUUCGAAACGGAACCCGCUGUGCAGGGCGUUCUUCCAGCGACCCCGGGACCACUGCUGCGCGAGCGAUAUGACGUGGUACGAGAACAAAGCUAUCGGUAAGAACCUGUUGGGCACGAGGAUGCAGAUGUUGUCGCGCGCUGCCAAGCUCUCCAAGACCUACACCAACCACUGCAUCGGCGCCGUCUCCAUAGCAACGCUCAACAGCAUCGUGGGCGCCGCGGGCUCCAGGCCGCCGACGACGCUUUACGUUGCCUCGGAAACGGUCAACGGUCACGCGCAGUCCCACCUCCAGCUCGUGAUCCCAUGCCUUCACCGGGUAUCCGACGCUGCGGAUCUGAAGCAGCGGACAACGGCAGCAGCAACAGUAAACACAUCAUCAAUGACAACAACGAGUACAGUCAGCGCCGAGGAGGACCCGGAGGCUCCAUACGCCAAGAGGCUGUGCGUGCGCCCCGGGACACGCGCGGAGUUGCCUUUGGAACGAAACGAGAGCGAGCCGGUGCCUGCGAGAGCCCCGGAGCUUCAGAUUUCCACACAGCCCGCCGUGCGCUCCCCGGCAGCUCUGCCCACACAGGACAGCAGUAUGCUGAGUCAGCAGCUGGUCUCUGUGUCUCCUGUGAGCUCUGCUGGAAUCCCCACGCCAGCCCAGCUCACUAAAACCAAUGCACCUGUCCACAUCGAUGUAGGAGGACACAUGUACACCAGCAGCCUGGCCACCCUCACAAAGUACCCCGAGUCACGGAUCGGUCGUCUGUUUGAUGGAACGGAGCCCAUAGUGUUGGACAGUCUAAAGCAGCACUACUUCAUUGAUCGUGAUGGCCCGAUGUUCCGCUACAUACUGAACUUCCUGCGGACUUCCAAGCUCCUCAUCCCUGCAGACUUCAAAGAAUACUCCCUUCUGUAUGAAGAGGCCACUUUCUUCCAGCUUGCUACUCUGCAGGCUGAGCUGGAGCGCUGGAGGACUGAGCAGGAAUGUGGGGCUGCGUGCCUGGAGUGUGAGUGUGUCGUGAUUCAUGUGGCUCCGGAGCUCGGUGAGAGGAUCAGCGUGAGCGCCCACCGGGCGGUGAUCAAGGAGAUUUUUCCUGAGGUCAGAGACGUCAUGUCCAAUACCCUGAACACCAGCUGGAAUGAAGACUCGACACACAUCAUUCGUUUCCCACUCAACGGCUACUGCCACCUCAACUCUGUCCAGGUGUUGGAGCGGUUACAGCAGAGAGGAUUCUGGAUCACUGCUUCAUGUGGGGGAGUGGACUCUUCCCAGUUUAGUGAAUACAUUUUACGGCGGGAGGGCAGAGGAAGCCAACAUCCCCCCACACUCAUCCAAAUAAAACAGGAACUCAUGGACUGA
This is a messenger RNA of Plectropomus leopardus (leopard coralgrouper), 2376 nucleotides long. RefSeq lists its product as uncharacterized. Gene Ontology annotation, molecular function: protein binding. The record is from RefSeq and is a predicted model, not a curated record. Gene Ontology annotation, biological process: protein homooligomerization. NCBI's taxonomy places the organism in Eukaryota, Metazoa, Chordata, Actinopteri, Perciformes, Serranidae.